Messenger RNA from Trypanosoma grayi, 1330 nucleotides. RefSeq lists its product as hypothetical. The record is from RefSeq and is a predicted model, not a curated record. The transcript has a single exon. Lineage: Eukaryota; Euglenozoa; Kinetoplastea; Trypanosomatida; Trypanosomatidae. The annotation marks the transcript as partial.
AUGUUUGAGGCGCUUGUCAAGAAGUAUGGACCGGAGCCACCACGGGAGGACGUCCCUGCUACUUGUAGGCAAGAGCUCCAACCUUUCAGCAUUGAAAGUGGGGCUAUGAAGGGUUUGCUGCGUGUCCCAGCCAAUGAGGCUAUCGAAGCCAUUCUAAGAGUCGCCGAGGUAUCAUACGAAGACGUGCUGCUGGCGUUGCCUAAGGAACGUCUGCGUGCACUUUUCACCAAGAAGGAUAAUUUAUCACAGCUGGAGAGCAUAGAGGUGGCUGCGCCUCCUGCUGCUUGUGACGGCGGUGAAGAUCCCCGUCUGCGUCUAGAGCGGUUCAUGCGGAAGUACAAUCCGGAGAAGCUCAACUCCAUUGACGCCAUUCUGAAGGCAUACAGCGGCAAUGAGGGAAAGAUGUUUGAGGCGCUUGUCAAGAAGUAUGGACCGGAGCCACCAAGGGAGGACGGAGACGCUCCUUCUCUUACUGCUGCUGCUUGUGACGGCGGUGAAGAUCCCCGUCUGCGUCUAGAGCGGUUCAUGCGGAAGUACAAUCCGGAGAAGCUCAACUCCAUUGAUGCCAUUCUGAAGGCAUACAGCGGCAAUGAGGGAAAGAUGUUUGAGGCGCUUGUCAAGAAGUAUGGACCNGCCAUUCUGAAGGCAUACAGCGGCAAUGAGGGAAAGAUGUUUGAGGCGCUUGUCAAGAAGUAUGGACCGGAGCCACCACGGGAGGACGGAGACGCUCCCUCCGGUUAUUCUACGGCUGGUGCUGCUGCUGCUGCCACUGUGCGAGAGAAGAUUACAACAUUGCAGUUCGAUGCAGAGGCAGUGAGAGAGAGGCUGACGCGGUUCUUGACGAAGCACGCUCCAGAAAAGUUGGCUGGUGUGGACGCGCUUGUUGAGGCGUGCCAAGAGAGGGGUGUGGAACAGAUGAUGGAGAGCCUCGUCGCCACGUACGGGCCGGAGCCUGUGGGAGAUCGUACUGGCUGCGAUGACGGUGAGGAAGUGAAGGGGAAUGGGAGGACUGCGGAGGCCAGCAUUGGGGAGGAGCGACAGCAACUCGCUGCGUGGCUUCUUGCGAUUGGUAAGGAUGCUAAGACGGUGUGCCACACCAUCAUGACAAAGGAACAGUUGCUGCGUCUCACAAAGUCGACGUUCGGCGACUACGAGAACCGACUGCGGCGCCUCUUCGUGCGCCACGCCCCGUCGCGGCUGGCGGAGGUGCAACAGUUGCUGGCGGCGCACGACGGCCUCGAGGACGAGUUGCUCGCGUAUUUCUCGCGCGAGUUGGGGCCGGAGCCGGCGAGGACGGCGCCGACGGCGUUGCUGCACCUCGUGAGCCGCC